This is a messenger RNA of Sinocyclocheilus rhinocerous, 1828 nucleotides long. RefSeq names its product probable inactive protein kinase DDB_G0270444. The transcript has 3 exons. NCBI's taxonomy places the organism in Eukaryota, Metazoa, Chordata, Actinopteri, Cypriniformes, Cyprinidae. The record is from RefSeq and is a predicted model, not a curated record. The coding region runs from base 1 to 1821 and encodes 606 amino acids.
AUGGCCAGUGUCCUGACACACAGAAAUGUUGCCCAACCACCUGUGGCCAUGCAUGCAGUGAACCACAUGGUCAAGGAAAUGGUCAGGGAAGUGUUCACGCAAGUGUUCAUGCAAGUGAUAGUGGAGGCGGAAGCAGUUCUGGAAGUGGAGGCGGAAGCAGUUCUGGAAGUGGAGGCGGAAGCAGUUCUGGAAGUGGAGGCGGAAGCAGUUCUGGAAGUGGAGGCGGAAGCAGUUCUGGAAGUGGAGGCGGAAGCGGAGGCGGUCAAGGAAGUGGAAGUGGUCAUGGAAGCGGUCAAGCUCCGGGAAGCAGUUAUGGAAGCGGUCAAGGAAGCGGUCAAGGUCAGGGAAGUGAUCAGGGAAGCGGUCAAGCUCAGGGAAGCAGUUAUGGAAGUGGAAGCGGUCAAGCUCAGGGAAGUAGUUAUGGAAGUGGAAGUAGUUAUGGAAGCGGUCAAGCUCAGGGAAAUGAUAAGGGAAGCGGUCAAGCUCAGGGAAGUAGUUAUGGAAGUGGAAGUGGUCAGGGAAGCGAUCAGGGAAGUAGUUAUGGAAGUGGAAGCGGUCAGGGAAGUGGCUAUGGAAGUGGAAGUGAUCAGGGAAGAGGUCAAGCUCAGGGAAGCGAUCAGGGAAGUAGUUAUGGAAGUGGAAGCGGUCAGGGAAGUAGCUAUGGAAGUGGAAGUGAUCAGGGAAGCGGUCAAGCUCAGGGAAGUAGUUAUGGAAGUGGUCAGGGAAGUGGUCAAGCUCAGGGAAGUGAUCAGGGAAGUAGUUAUGGAAGUGGUCAGGGAAGAGGUCAAGCUCAGGGAAGUAGUUAUGGAAGUGGUCAGGGAAGAGGUCAAGCUCAGGGAAGCUAUCAGGGAAGUAGUUAUGGAAGUGCAAGUAGUUAUGGAAGUGGAAGCGGUCAGGGAAGUAGCUGUGGAAGUGAUCAGGGAAGAGGUCAAGAUCAGGGAAGUGGUUAUGGAAGUGCAAGUGGUUAUGGAAGUGGAAGCGAUCCGGGAAGAGGUCAAGAUCAGGGAAGUGGAAGUGGUCAUGGAAGCGGUCAAGCUCAGGGACGCGAUCAGGGAAGUGGAAGUGGCUAUGGAAGUGGAAGUGAUCAGGGAAGAGGUCAAGCUCAGGGAAGCGAUCAGGGAAGUAGUUAUGGAAGUGGAAGCGGUCAGGGAAGUGGCUAUGGAAGUGGAAGUGAUCAGGGAAGAGGUCAAGCUCAGGGAAGCGAUCAGGGAAGUAGUUAUGGAAGUGGAAGCGGUCAGGGAAGUGGCUAUGGAAGUGGAAGUGAUCAGGGAAGAGGUCAAGCUCAGGGAAGUAGUUAUGGAAGUGGUCAGGGAAGAGGUCAAGCUCAGGGAAGUAGUUAUGGAAGUGGUCAGGGAAGAGGUCAAGCUCAGGGAAGCUAUCAGGGAAGUAGUUAUGGAAGUGCAAGUAGUUAUGGAAGUGGAAGCGGUCAGGGAAGUAGCUGUGGAAGUGAUCAGGGAAGAGGUCAAGAUCAGGGAAGUGGUUAUGGAAGUGCAAGUGGUUAUGGAAGUGGAAGCGAUCCGGGAAGAGGUCAAGAUCAGGGAAGUGGAAGUGGUCAUGGAAGCGGUCAAGCUCAGGGACGCGAUCAGGGAAGUGGUUAUGGAAGUGCAAGUGGUCAUGGAAGCGGUCAAGCUCAGGGAAGCGAUCAGGGAAGUAGCUAUGGAAGUGGAAGUGGUCAUGGAAGCGGUCAAGCUCAGUGAAGCAAUCAGGGAAAUUGUAAGGGAUGUGGUCAUUGAAAUGGGCAUUUUGCAUAACCUUUACUGGAGAUCUUUUCGAUUCAGAGCUUUAUUCAUAUGGCAUGUUUUCCUUGUUUGCUCAGUUUAGAAAGACC